AGAGGACUACUACAUCAAGGGAGAGAAAGUUACAAGUCGAGAUGGUUGGAAUUAUGACUGUAAUAAAGGUUUUUUUGAUUAUAUGUGUGAUCCAACGCAACAAGUCUCAACGACAAACCCAAGUGACAAAGGUUCAAUUAGGUGACCCUACAUCUCUCUACUGUGUUCUGUCUGAGCAGGAAUUUGAUCAAGGAUUCUUUUUAUGGUUUAAGCAAACAAUAGGGGAAACUCCUCAAGCAAUUGCAAGGAUGCUGAAACAUCAAGAAGUACCUGAAUACUAUGACAAAUAUAAUAACAAACAUCUCAAAGUGGAGAAGUCUGAAAAAGAUAUGAGUUAUCGUCUUUUAUUGAAUGAAACCCGCCAAACGGAUGAAGCUAUUUAUUAUUGUGCAGUCAUUGAAGGCUACGACAUGCAUUUAAAAAAUGGGACCCUUUUGAUUAUUGAAGGUACAAAUCAACACUUAUCCGAUUACCAGACAGUGUUGCAGCAGCCAAAGUCUGAGCCAGUCCAUCCAGGAGACUCUGUGACUCUGCAGUGUUCAGUCCUCUCUGAGUCCUGUACAGGACAACACAGUGUGUUCUGGUUCAGAGCCGGGGCAGGAGAAUCCCAUCCAGGACUCCUUUACACCCAAGGAAACAGGAGUGAAGAGUGUGAGAAGAGACCUGAGACUCCCUCUCCCACACGGAGCUGUGUCUACAGCCUCUCCAAGAACAACCUCAGCUCCUCUGAUUCUGGGACUUACUACUGUGCAGUGGCCACAUGUGGAGAGAUACUGUUUGGCAAUGGAACAAGACUGGAUGUUGAACCAGCAGUGGAUCUCAUAGUUAUCGUCCAGGGGUUGUCUUUAGCUGUGUGUGUUGUGUUGAUCAUUAUCCUCAUCUGUACCAGAAAGACACGGACAGUGUGUGAGAAUUGUAAAGUGAGUGUAACCUGUCACGGACAUGACAGGACAACUGCAGAACGGUCAAGAGGCCAGGAAGGUGAAGACUUGAACUAUGCUGCUCUGCAGUUCUCUGAGAUGAAAGGUAAAAGAGGAAGAAGGAAGAGAGAGACCCCACAGGAGAGUGUGUACUCUGAUGUGAGGGGUUCUGACUGGGAGGGAAGUGGUCUAUAGGAAAUCAGUUUGUAAACAUUGUUGAGGUGGCAGUUUAGGUUAGCUUAUUAUGUCGUAUUGUAUUAAGUCUGAUAAAAAAAUUAUGUGUUUGUGAUUUAUUUGUUUCAAAAUAGUUUAUGGGGUCACUAGAAUAUUCAGUGUGCAAGGUUACUCUCUGGCACAGUGAUGCAACUAGUACUGUGGUUACACUGUGGCUACACUGUGGCUAGCAUUCAAUACAUGUUUCCAUACAUAGCUUUGUAUAAGGUUAGGCUAAUUCACUGUGAUUUGGGGUUAUUAAAUAUAACUAAGUUGUAUUAAUAAACACCAGUAUUAAGUGAUUUAUGCCGUGUAUGAGGUACUUAGUUAUCACUUUCUGUAGCAGUCUGCAUGCAGGUAGUUUACUGGACGUUAUUACUAGUAAUUAUGUGUCCUUUUAUACAAUCCCUACGGAUGUAUAAUGGCUGUAUUAGCCUGCAAAAUCAGACACCCCUAACCUCUUAAGCAGAUAUGUCUCUUCCUCUUCCUGGUUGUGGUUGUCAUAACGUUGACAGUCACAGGACACUACAAAUACUGUUGCCAUUCAGCACCAACUGAACUUGACCAGUAAUGAUAUAAAAAAAAACAAGAUUCCGUGGCUAGUUACCACACCUCCCCUCUUCUCAGUCAUGAGCUGGUCCCUCUAUAGAGCUACCAAGUCUAAAGUCAAGGCCUGUGUUUUACUCAUAUGUUGACAGAAAUGGUACAUUAGGUUUAUGUCCUUUGUAAGAAAACUAUAUCUGUCUGAAUCAAAGCAAAUACAGUUGACCAGGGGCUGGGAAAAGUACGAUAUCUUAUAGACAAGUUUAAAUUAUAUAUUUAACUGCAAGCAAAAGUUGCAAAACUAAAAUGUUAUUAAACUCAUCAGAUCAGUCGGGUAUGUUAUUUAUGUUAAAUGCCUUGAGCAUCUCAACAACCCUUCCAUACAAACACAAACAAACACUUUGGAGACAGAAACAACACCAUGAUUAGAAAAGGAAGACAAAACAAAUAUUUGCCUUUCUUGUAACCUGGCAGUUAAUCCUUUUUUAAAGUGUAGCAACUGACCUUAAACAGACAGUCAUAUUAUUUACAUGUGAAAUAGUACAUACAAACAAAUGAAUGAGGGGGCAAGCAUGUGGUUAUGUAACGGGGGCAAAAGGUCCACCAUGAAAAUGUGUUUGGGGGUGGGGCAGUCUGUCUGUUUGUGCGUAUUGUGUGUGUGCUUGUGACAUCCCUCUACAGGUGUCCCUAAUUGCUGGCUGAUUGGGAACCCUCGGGAUUGGUUGGGCAGCGCAUAAACACCACUGUGUCCUCCCAACGGGAGAGCUUUUGGAGAGCCGCUUCGGACGACGAAAAGAUUCCGGGGCCCGCGCCGGACGACGAAAAACUAGUCAUUGACGACGAGUGAGAUCCCUGGUUGGUGGCAGGCGCCCGUGAAGGACUCUAGUACGAACCCCCACGUAGUGGGACACAGCAACCGUUCGAGCAACGAUCGAGCAGAAGGACAAAUACAACGCACUCAAAGAAACAACGUCAAGGAAACGCUAGAGAACACUGGUAUCGUGAGCACCGCCAAGAGACAUACAACGCCCUCUAUUUCUGCAGCAAAGUUCUGUGGGAAACGUACCCACGCCACCGCUGUGAAAGGACAGUUUUGGUGGAACUGCGGUGCGCUUGCGGCUGCGUUACACUGGAGCCCUGAGUCAUCAGCUGGGUCGUGAGUGGUGUCUGGACUGGUGGCAUAGCUGGACGAAUCCUCUCAUAAGUGCUCUACUUUUAUAUUAAUUUAUAUUUUAUGCUAUUGCUGUGAGGGACUGGGGGUUAUGAGCCUAUCGCCGUUUUGCGGCAUACAUUUAUGGUGCACGAUUAUGUUUUGCAGUGUUGUGGGUAUUGCUGUGGGUUUUGCUGUGAACUUGCUGUGAAUUGCUGUGGAUUUGCUAACAUUAGCUUUUGGCACCAGGUGCGGAGCUGCGAUUUGCUCCUGACUAGGUCUUCUGUUGUUUUAGAACUGUAUAUUAAUAAAG
Messenger RNA from Hypomesus transpacificus, 3139 nucleotides. RefSeq lists its product as uncharacterized. The coding region runs from base 42 to 1115 and encodes 357 amino acids. Gene Ontology annotation, biological process: response to bacterium. Lineage: Eukaryota; Metazoa; Chordata; Actinopteri; Osmeriformes; Osmeridae. The transcript is spliced from 6 exons. The record is from RefSeq and is a predicted model, not a curated record.